Dreissena polymorpha is the source of this 1089-nucleotide messenger RNA. RefSeq names its product golgin subfamily A member 6-like protein 22. The record is from RefSeq and is a predicted model, not a curated record. The transcript has 4 exons. NCBI's taxonomy places the organism in Eukaryota, Metazoa, Mollusca, Bivalvia, Myida, Dreissenidae. Bases 169 to 1080 code for a protein of 303 amino acids.
CUGCAUAGACUUGAACAAACAUUAAAAACUUGUAAAGAUAAUGAGAGCGUUCUUUCAAAUAAAUUGGAUGAAUUGAUACAACAAAAGAGCGCAGCAGAAGAAAAGCUGCAUAGACAUGAACAACGAUUAAAAACGUGUACAGAUAAUGAGAGAGUAUUUGCAAAGGAAAUGGAUGAAUUGAUACAACAAAAGAGCGCAGCAGAAGAGAAGCUGCACAAACUUGAACAACGAUUAAAAACUUGUAAAGAUAAUGAGAUAGUACUUGCAAAGGAAUUGGAUGAAUUGAUACAAGAAAAGAGUGCCGUUGAAGAGAAGCUACAUACACUUGAAAAACCAAUCGCCACACUGAAAGCAAAGCUGGAAAAGGCCAGAACAGAACAGAAACAGCUGCAACAGAUAUCCAACAGCAAACAUCAGGAACUGGAAGAGCUACGACGAGAACUCGAGGAGAGAUCGCGAGAACAGGCAAAGGUGAAAGCUGAGAAGGAGCAACUUCAUGCCAAGGUUAAAGAGGUCAAGAACAAGGAGAAGAAUAUUUGGUUGUUGUUGGACAAGACAAUCAAACAUAUGAGGGACAAGGAGAUCGUCAUUAGCAGGCUCGAGGCCGAAAUUGGAAAGCUUGAAGCUGAUAAGACACAACUAGAAAGAUACAACGAACAAAUCAAGAAACUGGAAGCUUUACUAGAGAAAGCCCCAAAAGCCGAAGAGCUGGCAAGGCUAUCGACGUCAUUGAAGAAAGCCGAAUACGAUCGUAUGCAGCAUGAGCUGAUGUUAACCAAUCAGGGGACACAGAUUAAAGUAUUGCUAGAGAAACAAUGGCAGAUGAGCCAAGAGCUAGAAGCCUCACAGCGAGUUUUGCAAGAGCGUGACUCUUCUAUCGCCACACUGACAGUCAAUUUGAAAAAGGCCGGAACAGAAAAGGAGCAGCUGCAACAGAUAUUCAACAGCAAACAUCAGGAACUGGAAGAGCUCCGAAUAAAACUCGAGGAGAGAUCGCAAGAACUGGCAACGGUGAAUGCUGAGGAGGCUGACACAGUGGACUACGGUUCUGCUUUUAAUGGACAUGAUGUUUUGUUUUAAUUUCUUGUA